Molecule: messenger RNA, 942 nt
Organism: Apodemus sylvaticus (European woodmouse)
Lineage: Eukaryota; Metazoa; Chordata; Mammalia; Rodentia; Muridae
Gene: Cib2
Product: calcium and integrin binding family member 2
Exons: 6
Coding region: 202-765 (187 amino acids)
Molecular function (GO): calcium ion binding
Source: RefSeq, a predicted model, not a curated record
CUUUGCCUCCCAGCCCCUGAACCCCUCCCACUGAACUGCGGGACCCAGCGGAGCGGGCCAGGCGAGGCUGGCGACGCUGCCCGCUCCCGGGCUGGCAAGGGCCGCGGGCGCCGGGCUCGGGGCUCCAGAAGCCUCCGAUGGGAAGCAGCACUCGAAAGGGUGAGAGACGCAGCCGCGGCCACCCAUACCACCGCGGUCACCAUGGGGAACAAGCAGACCAUCUUCACUGAAGAGCAGCUGGACAACUACCAGGACUGCACUUUCUUCAAUAAGAAGGACAUCCUCAAGCUUCAUGCACGGUUCUAUGAGCUGGCCCCCAACCUCGUCCCAAUGGACUACAGGAAGAGUCCCAUCGUCCAUGUACCCAUGAGCCUCAUCAUUCAGAUGCCGGAGCUCCGGGAGAAUCCCUUCAAGGAGAGGAUUGUGGAGGCUUUCUCUGAGGAUGGUGAGGGGAACCUCACUUUCAAUGACUUUGUGGACAUGUUCUCUGUGCUCUGUGAGUCGGCGCCUCGGGAGCUCAAGGCGAACUAUGCCUUCAAGAUCUAUGACUUCAACACUGACAACUUCAUCUGUAAAGAAGACUUAGAGCUGACGCUGGCCCGCCUCACUAAGUCAGAGCUGGAGGAGGAUGAGGUAGUGCUUGUGUGUGACAAAGUCAUUGAAGAAGCUGACCUGGACGGUGACGGCAAGCUGGGCUUUGCUGACUUUGAGGACAUGAUCGCCAAGGCCCCUGAUUUUCUCAGCACCUUCCACAUCCGAAUCUGAGGACACUGCCCAGGCUGUGGGGAGCUGGAGCUCUGUCCUCUGGCCUGCUGUCUGUGCAGGUAUGGUUUCCAAGGAAAGGAGCUGUGGCCUCUGGGGUUUUCACCCAUGGACAUUUCCUGUGGCCCUUUCAGCAAAAAAUAAAAUAAAAUAAAAUAAAAACCAACAAAAAAACCUUAA